Molecule: messenger RNA, 864 nt
Organism: Diorhabda sublineata
Lineage: Eukaryota; Metazoa; Arthropoda; Insecta; Coleoptera; Chrysomelidae
Product: reactive oxygen species modulator 1
Exons: 2
Coding region: 469-708 (79 amino acids)
Biological process (GO): protein import into mitochondrial matrix; protein insertion into mitochondrial inner membrane
Cellular component (GO): TIM23 mitochondrial import inner membrane translocase complex
Source: RefSeq, a predicted model, not a curated record
GACUAGAGCGCCAUCUUAAAUUGGUGCAGCGUCAAAACUGAACCAUUGUUUACCUUUCAAAUGGGUAUUAUAACAAAAAACAACCCAUAUAAAGUAAAUAUUUUAUGAUGAACUUUAAAGAUAUAAUAAAUAUUUAUCGAUCAGAAUAAUUCACAUAUUUGACAUAAAAAUUUAAUCAAGCAAUUAUUGGAUCCAUUAUUAAUUGAGGUGUGUUAAUUUGAGAGUUUUCAGCACUUCAACAUUUGACGCCAAUAUGAAAUUGCACUUUUAAAUAUAUACACGAAAAAAUGCCUACAGCUGAAUAAAGAAUGACAUUUGACUUUUCAUUUUCGACACAAUUUUUUUAUAAUCACAUGUAAAGUGAAAAAUGUUUCGUAAGUGGGAUUAUUUAUAAUCAACAAACUUAUAAUCACUUAAGAUAAAUCGUUUUAAUUGAAAAAAAACUCUAUUUUUCGCUAUACUGAAAAUAUGCCUGUACCGGGUGGCGUUUAUCAACAGCAAGGUCCCUCCUGUGUGGACAGGAUGAAAAUGGGAUUUUUUUUAGGAUUCUGCGUUGGAAUGGCCAGUGGUGCAUUGUUCGGAGGAUUUUCCGCUCUUAGAGGCGGCCUUAGAGGUAGAGAACUGGUAAAUACUGUAGGAAAAGUGAUGCUCCAAGGAGGCGGAUCGUUUGGGACAUUUUUGGCUAUAGGAUCUGGGUUAAGGUGUUAAGAUAUUUGGGAUACAUGUUGCACUGGCUUCACAUAAAAUGUCUCAUAUUCUUGAUUAGACUUGUAUGAAUUAAAUGUGAUUAUUUACUAUUUAUACAAUAAAUUUUUAGUACUGAUUUAAGAAGUGUUAAAAUUUCAGUUUUAAUAAAUCUGAAAA